Oryzias melastigma (Indian medaka) is the source of this 4459-nucleotide messenger RNA. It is a transcript of the gene tbc1d2b, whose product is annotated as TBC1 domain family, member 2B. NCBI's taxonomy places the organism in Eukaryota, Metazoa, Chordata, Actinopteri, Beloniformes, Adrianichthyidae. The record is from RefSeq and is a predicted model, not a curated record. The transcript has 13 exons. Bases 68 to 2959 code for a protein of 963 amino acids.
AGGCGGUCAUGUGGACGAAAACAGGAGUGUGCAUACGCCGCGCCGCACAGCCAAACUUCGAGGAAAGAUGCACGAAGAGGAGGAUGGCGGGGAGGCGAGCCUCUGCUCGGGCCCCCGGCUGGUUCCCUUCAAGUCCGUGGAUGACGCCGAGCUAGAAGGCGGGAAGGAGCAGGCCUCCAGACUCUGCGGAUACUUGAGCAAACUGUCCGGCAAGGGACCCCUGAGGGGCUUCAAGCCGCGGUGGUUCGUGUACGACCCGAGGAAAUGUUACUUGUAUUACUUCAAGACUCCCCAGGAUGCAUUGCCGCUCGGACACAUCGAAAUAGGCGAUGCGUGCUUCAGCUACAACGUGGAGGGAGAGGAGGGUCAAUUUGCGGUCUGCACAGCCGAAAAAGAGUUCUUACUGAAGGCCCCCAGCCGGCAAGUGAUGCACUACUGGCUCCAGCAGCUGCAGCAGAAACGCUGGGAGUUCAGCAACGCCCGAGGCAGCGGUCAUAGAGACAGUUGGAGCUCCCCCACCAUGGCGUUUCCCCCCACCGGCCUCGUUGGCAAAGACAAUGACGCGCUGGUCUUCGAGAAUCCUGGUGAGAGCAUGGAGAAAGUCCGCAGCGACUUCGCCAUGGAAACGGAGAUGGGUGUGGAAGGCAUGGUGGGGAUCCACUCAGCCAGAGGGCCGUCUGCUGCGGGCAACAACACCCUCAACUUCUCCCUGAAAAACCUGGGCACAGAACUCAGGAACUCCAUGUCUUACCUGCGGUCCGGCAGACUGGUCGAUCACAGACGGAGCGUGUUUUACACCGGCGGCAGCAACGCCACGGAGGACUGGGAGAUGUUGGACGCUCCAUCCAAGGACUUCUCAGAGCAUAAACAUCAGCAUGACACACACAGACGUUUCACCUUUGACUUUGGACGCAGCUCCACGCGGUCUAAGAGGCCUCUGCUUCGAGACUUAAUGGCUCCCGGGAAGUCAGCGCGCAGCCCCGACCACUCCCCAGUGGAAUGCAACGGCAGCAAAUCUUUGGAGCUGCAGCUCUGUCUCCAGAACCAGCAGGUGGAACUGAACCAGAUGCAGCAGGAGCAGCUGAAACUCCGGGAGGAACUGGUCGCACAGAAGGAGAUGGUCCGGCUUCUCCAGCAGACUCUGAGAACCUCACAGUGUGAGAGACCAGCAGUUUGCUCCCGAGCCCCCGACCCAAACGCCGCCUCAGAACAAAGCCAGCCAUCGGCUCUGACACAAGAGGAAGCUGCACAGCUGAUGGCCCGGCUUCAGGAAAGAGACGAACAGAUUCCCACUUUGUGUGGCCACAUGGAGCGCCUCUCCCUGGAGAAGGAGAGCCUGCAGCAGGAGCUGAAGGCCCUAAAAAUCAAGGUGGGGGAGAUGAACGACCAGCUGGGAAUGCUGAUGGAGACCAUCCAGGCGAAAGACGAGGUGAUCAUGAAGCUGUCGCAGCAAAGCUCGGAGGAGACGGGAAACUCCAACGGGCCCGGGUCACCACAGGCUCACAAAGAGCAGCAGGAGCUGGACCUCCUCAAGGACAGUCUACAAGGUUACAAAUCGCAGAACAAGUUUCUGAACAAAGAGAUCCUGGAGCUGACGGUGUUACGGAGAAACGCAGAGAGCCGAGAGAAAGCUUUCGAAGCAAAGUGCACGGCGCUGGAGGCCAAGCUCUGCCAGGUGGAGAGCAAAUACUUGGUUUUGCUCCAAGAGGUGAAGAACCCAGUGUGUUCGACGCAGGAGCAGAACCCGGCCAGCGAGGUCAUCUCCAGACUGUUGGAGGACGCUCUGCAGGUGGAGAGCCCAGACCCGCAGGAUCAUCCCAUCUUCAAACCGAAUACUGUCAGCGAGUAUGAUAUUUACGGCUUUAAGACGGUCCCUGAAGAGGAGGAAGAGGAGGAGCGGCUGGUUGCAAAGGUGCGAGCCUUGGAGCUGAAGUCGCUGUCCAUGACGGAUCAGGAGGUGUCCGUCGGGGUCAAGUGGGAGAACUUCCUGGCCAGCACCAUGAACCGAGACCUGGUGCGCUCGCCUGAGCUGAAGAGCCUGAUCCGCUGCGGCGUGCCCCACCAGCACCGCUCUAAAGUGUGGCGGUGGUGCGUCUCCUUCCACGUCAAGAAGUUCCGGGACCACUUGGCUCCAGACUAUUAUGAGACGUUGCUGAAUGUGGCACGAGAGAAGCCCAACCCGGCCUCCAAGCAGAUCGAGCUGGACUUGCUACGUACUUUGCCCAACAACAAGCACUACGCCUCGCCGAGUGCGGCCGGUAUCCAGAAGCUCAGGAACGUGCUGCUGGCUUUCUCCUGGAGGAAUCCGGACAUCGGUUACUGCCAGGGCCUGAACAGGUUAGCAGCCAUCACUCUACUCUAUUUAGAUCAGGAGGAUGCUUUCUGGACCCUGGUGGCCAUCGUGGAAGUCUUCAUGCCAAGAGAUUAUUACACCAAGACCCUGUUGGGCUCACAGGUGGACCAGCGAGUGUUCAAAGACCUGAUGAGCGAGAAGCUUCCACGUCUACACGCUCACUUUGAGCAGCAAAAGGUGGAUUUCUCCCUCAUCACCUUCAACUGGUUUCUGGUGGUGUUUGUGGACAGUGUGGUGAGCGACAUCCUCUUCAAGAUCUGGGAUGCCUUUUUGUUCGAAGGACCAAAGAUCAUAUUUCGUUUUGCUCUGGCGCUCUUUAAACACAAAGAGGAGGAGUUUUUGAAGCUGCACGACUCCACCGCCACCUUCAAAUACCUUCGAUACUUCACACGCACUAUCCUGGAUUCAAGAAAGCUGAUGAACAUUGCAUUUGGGGACAUGAACCCAUUCCCCAUGAGACAGAUCCAGAACCGCCGAGCCUUUCACUUGGAAAAGGUCCGUCUGGAGUUGACGGAGCUGGAAGCCAUCCGGCAGACCUUCCUCAGGGAGAGGGAGACCAGCCAGGACAGGCGGAGCUUCGUCAGCGAUGACGAGGAGGAAAACUGAACCCCGGCCUUUUUGGAUUUUACUCCUUUUUUAUUAUAUAUAGAUGCAUUUGUAAACUUUGAAGACAAGGAGAGCAUUUCCUCACUCAGGUGGACCUGGAAGUUGCUGGAUUUGGUCUCUGCAUCAGAGCUGGAUCUAAGAACCCAGUGACAUCACAUCAGUAUUCCUGCCAUUUCUUUUGUUUAUCUCUCUGCUGCAGCAGUCUUUUCAUGUUUUGACCUUUCAAAAAAACAAAGCCUGAAUCAGUAUUUCUAAAAACAUGGUUGUGAUUUUAGUUUUAAAGUCUUGAUAAAAGAUUUCUUGUUUUAAUAUGAAUCGCUUUCAUUCUGUUCUCCUUAAAUGAAUAUCUCUAUUUUUAUCAGCUUUUAAUUUUCUUUGCACAAAAAUAAGAUUAAUGUUCAAAUUUUGCUGGAAAGUCAAACUUUAAAUCCUCCUUAACGACUUAAACCGACAGAUUGUGAAGCAGAAACAUAAGUUUGUUGCCAAAAAAACUCAAAGUGGAAUUCAUAUUGUUGUUUAUUUGAAGUGUUCGAAUUUUAGAUGAAGCCACUACUUGACCAGUAUUUUCUCAGACCAGUUUUAUCAGAGCUGAUAAAAGCAUUUUAUAAAGUUGAUCUGAAAAAGUGUAAAUCACUUUUACCAAAGCUGCUCAGUGUUUACGUUUGCUUUGGGACAUAUCUAAUUUUCUAAAGACCUUAAAGCCAAACCCAUACUUACUUAAAACGAAUUACCUUUUGUUUACAUACAUAAAAAUAUGUUUGUUUUUGUCUUGAUUAAAAUGUUUUCUGAGCUCAAAAUGAAAAUAUGGAUGUAAUUACACCUUUUGCCCUCAGGGUGGCAGUAUAGCAUUUGUUACAAGCGUUCACAGGUACAGUUUGACUGCUCAGUCAACAGGCUGGAUGCCUGAAAUUGAAAAAAACAAAUUAACUUAGCUUCUCCUUCAGGUACUCUGCAUUCCUUUUGUAAUUAAUCAGCACUUGCAAGCUGAUCCCCCGUAAAUGGAACAGGAAUAAUCCCGUUCAUGGCUCCAGACUGAAAGGUUUUAGGUUGAGAAAUGUUUAUUUUUAAAUGACCCCUCGUUUAUAUCCCAAUGAGGUUUCCCUUUUUAUGCUGAAAUGUUUACACAGAGCCACCUGCUGGUAAAACCAUAUCCUCUCUGCUGCUUCUUCUUCAUCAUUUCAUAUUUUUCUGUGUGUUUAUAUUACAGAGGAGAAUGUCAUGUGUGUUUGUGAGGGCCGGUCUCUCUCUUGUUACCAAAACGCGCCAAUGAAAAUGUUUUGGAUACAAGGCGUUCAUCUAUGCUGAAGGUUUUGUCAUUUACUCUUGUCUUUUCAUGAAUAAGCUACUAUUGUGUCCUUCUUUCUGCUGUUUAUUGCACAAUUACACUUCACUUUUGCAUGUAUUUUAUUUUCAUUUCGAACACUUGUUUGUGAACAUUUGAAGUAUACGCCACUGUGUAUGGAAAAGCUGGUCAAACUCAAUAAAUUCUACCUGGCUGCA